Molecule: messenger RNA, 331 nt
Organism: Dentiscutata heterogama
Lineage: Eukaryota; Fungi; Glomeromycota; Glomeromycetes; Diversisporales; Gigasporaceae
Source: the annotation of a GenBank genome assembly
UGACGAGAAACCAGUUUCGAAUGGGUGUCCUGUUCCAAAAUGUAAACAAAAUUUGUCGGUAUUGAGUUACAAUUGUCAAUACUGUAAUAUGAAAUAUUGUAUAACGCAUAGACAUCCUGAAUCCCAUUCUCCAAAAUGUGCCGAAAAAGUAAAAAGUAUUUCAAAGUCUGAAUAUAAACAAGAAUCAAUGCGUUUUAUCACUCAGGAGAGAAGAAAUCCUGGAUCAACAAAUGCAAGAAAGUUUGAUGCCGAAAAAAGUAAAGAAGAUUUAAAAAAAAGAUACAAAGAAAAAUUAGAACAUAUUAAGCGUGAGGAAAGGGGCAAAAAAUAA